This is a messenger RNA of Gamsiella multidivaricata, 1527 nucleotides long. RefSeq names its product Argonaute siRNA chaperone complex subunit Arb1-domain-containing protein. The record is from RefSeq and is a predicted model, not a curated record. Gene Ontology annotation, biological process: regulatory ncRNA-mediated gene silencing. Gene Ontology annotation, cellular component: ARC complex. The coding region runs from base 177 to 1433 and encodes 418 amino acids. The transcript has a single exon. Lineage: Eukaryota; Fungi; Mortierellomycota; Mortierellomycetes; Mortierellales; Mortierellaceae.
GUGGAUUCUGAAGUCUUGGAUAUGCAACUCCUCGAGGAGCUCUACGACUCGUACGAACCAGUUCUACUUUGCUAUUUCCUCGUCUAGCUAUAUUGAUAUCUGCCACAUCAUACUAAUGCCGAGUCUCUUACGUUGCUCCUAUCACAUCAUCUAGAAAAACAAGUGCCGAUCACAGGAUGCGGUUGGCAAUAGACAACUUCCGCAAGGAGCGGAACUUUGUCCCGAUGUCCAACAAGAUUCUUGAGACCUACUUCUCCUACGGUGGCAUGGACGAGCACCCGGUCGUGGUGGGCGGUGCAAAGCGUACGCAAGGAGCCGAGGUUACUCUCGACAUCGACUUUGUCUACGUUGUCGCAUCCUUUUUGUCGUCGCACGUUCUCAAUUCUGGCAUCUGGCACGAUGUCACAUACUUUGAGAUGGCUCCCAGGGUGGUCCUCGCGUUCCUGAAAUACAUCCAUGUCCGCAGGGUGAUGCCCGAAUAUGAGGUGGAAAUCAAGAAGGCGAUAGAUAUUGCUCAGUUGGCCAAGGUCCAAACGCCUCAAUGCAAGACCUUCAACCGUAUGAUGCCGGAUGACUACAGCCAGUCCUGUACGAUUCAUUUCGUGAGAGAGUACCGAUCUGACCCGCUGCCGGACAAGUCGGACGAGUUGCUGAAGCAGUGUAUGGGCGACAGUAGCUCGACAAAGGAUGUUCAAGUUGAGGGCGAGCACAUGGGCUAUGCAAGGGUCCUACGAAUCCUGUCAGAAAACACAGACGAACAGAUCGGCGCCACCGCUGCAGUCGAUCCUACUCGUGUGGACAAAAUCGAAGCUGCCACCGGCGAUACUGUCAGUCUUCCUGCCGCCGAUGCUGCUGAGGUUGUCGUUGACGGUCCUGUUGAUCCUACCACCGCCAAUGACGAUAAACAUCCUACUGCCAAGACUGUCAACCCUCCUACCGUCGAUGCCACUGGCUCUUCCACAGUCGAUACAGUCGCUCCUGCCUCUGCUGAUGAGAUCAAACCCGUUGUUGUCGAUGCUGCUGACACUGCCGUAGUCGAUACCAAUGUCCUUGCUACUGUCGAUAAAGCAGAUACUGCCAUAGUUGCCAAUGAAGCCCUUGUCGAUGCUGCCAGCCUUUCCACCGACGAUGGCGCCCUCGCUGCUGCGCCUAACGCUACCAAAGACGAUAGUACUGGCCUUGUCAAGUUGGAGCAACCCUUGACGUCAAUAAUCGUGCUGGAGCCAAUGAUCCUGGAAGACGGAGUCCUUUUGCCUACUCAUGGGAAGGACUACUCAAUACGUGUGUCUUCUGAAGCCGCGGCGUUACUGGGGGGUGGAACCAUCCUUUGGGGGAAAUUCUACACGCUGUCGAACGAUACGGUUUUUGCAAGGCCGCUUAUGGCAUACCCAUCGUUCCAUGUGGAGGAGGACGAGGAAUUUUCCUCCUGGUGAUCGUUUCGAGCAUUCGAUUCUGUGGACAUGUUGAGAACGGGUUCACUAGUGAACAAACACUUCGUCUAGAAGACCCCCCAGACAGAGUACUUCC